AUGACCUCCAUAAUGCAGAUGAUCACGCUCGGCAGUGUCACUUUUUGCUUGAUCGGAGGUGUGGCGGCCCUGUCAGCCGAGCAGUCUUUCUACCCUCCGGCGCUCAACAACACCGCAUACAUCGCCAACAGCUCAAUUGGCACGUAUGGCGGUAUUUAUCGGGCACCAACAAAUGGGCCCACAGAAGGAACGCCGUAUGGUAUCUAUGACUACUGCUCUAUGCCUCACCCCCGUGCCCAGGAGUAUGCUCUGCCCGAGCCCCUGGAGCAGGGCCGUGCCAAGGGCAAAUUGGUCUACCUCGAGUACCUACAGCGGCAUCAGCGACGGUCCCCGUACAAUAUCUUACCGGAGGGAGAGAACCAGGCAUAUCAGUGCGACAGCGUUCGUCCGUACCUGUACGCGGGCCCGAACGCGGCCAGUGGCGUGCAGCCGAUACCUAUGUAUGCCCAGACAUACCAGGAUCACACCAAUCCGUUUACUCCAGGCGUGAAUGGCACCUGUCAGUACCCACAGAUCACCAUCGGUGGAGUGCAAGAUGGCUAUCGGCACGGCCGGGACCUAUGGGCUGUGUACGGCCAGAAGCUGGGCUUGAUCCCUAGAGAGCCCAACAGUCGCGUCUGGUUCCGGUCGAGUAACUCGCCGCUUACCCAGGCCACUGCGGGCGCGGUACUGCGCGGAGUUUGGCCCGAGUAUCACGGUGCAUUGCCUUUGCAUCAAAUGGUCUCGUCGGUCGACACGGUCAACGAGGGCUACUCAUGUUCUGCCGUCAGCUCGACGCUGAGCGAUAUUGAGUCGACGACAGAGUGGAAGGCGCAUCUAAAUGUUACCGCAGAGCUUCGGUCUAUUCUUGGCUCGAUGCUAGGCGCCACCGAUAGCUCCUGGCAAGGCACUUUUGACCAUUUCUCUGACAAUUUUCAAGCCCGUCUUUGUAACGGAUAUGAACUUCCGUGCAGCGUAGCCAAUGCAUCUAACUGCGUUACGGUGGACAUGGCCGAAGAGGUCUUUCGUGCGGGUGACUGGGAAUGGAAUUACUACUGGCGCACCAAUCCGGACGCCGUCAAGUAUAUUCAAGUGGUAGAGGGCUUGUUCAUUGGCGAAAUCAUCUCACGGUUACAAGCCGUAAUAGACGGAAAGUCUACGGUUGAUUACAGUCAUAUCUUCAUCCAUGACGGAGACAUUGGGCCGAUUCUAGGCGCGUUGGGUAUUGACGUGCUGCGGUGGCCCGCGAUGGGGUCUAACAUUGCUUUUGAAAUAUGGGAAACCAAAGAGAAGCAGAGUCCGUUCUAUGCUAGGGUUUUGUACAGUGGUCAUCCGGUGCAGUCUAUAUAUGGGACACUUGACUGGGUUCCCCUUUCACAGUUGGUCGACAUUUUGAAACGUUACGUGCCAGAUGACAUAGUCUCUCUUUGUGGGUAG
Talaromyces rugulosus is the source of this 1416-nucleotide messenger RNA. RefSeq lists its product as uncharacterized. Gene Ontology annotation, biological process: dephosphorylation. The coding region runs from base 1 to 1416 and encodes 471 amino acids. The record is from RefSeq and is a predicted model, not a curated record. NCBI's taxonomy places the organism in Eukaryota, Fungi, Ascomycota, Eurotiomycetes, Eurotiales, Trichocomaceae. The transcript has 3 exons. Gene Ontology annotation, molecular function: phosphatase activity.